AUCUGGAUUUAGUUAAACUUUUUUUUAAUUUGUGUUUUAAUUCUUCACAGCUACGUAUCAGUCAUGAAGCCAAAUCUUUUCUGUCUCCUGUGUCUAAGUGGAAUCCCCAUUGUCCUGUCUGUCCCUCGUAAGUACUAUCUGAUCCAGCAGGGGAGACAAUGGAUUGAUGCUCAGGCUUACUGCCGAGCCACAUACACUGACUUGGCUACUAUCGAAACCAAUGACAGCAUGGUCCAACUUCAGAAUGAAGCACAGAGACAACAAUUCAGUUCCAGCGCUUGGAUUGGACUGUACAAUGACAUCAACAGCUGGCGCUGGUCUCUUGGAAAUGAGCCAUUAGGAAUAAUGAGCGACUGGGCAGCAGGAGAGCCCGACAAUGCAGAGGGACAUGAAGCGUGUGCUGCGACAAACCCAGACAUUUGGUUUGAUGUUGAUUGUGCAGUAAUAUUCCACUUUGUGUGCUUUGAUGACAGGAACAAUGGCACUGCCAGGUACAUUUACGUAUCUGUUUAUAAGACAUGGAGUGAAGCUCAGAGCUACUGCAGACAGAAUCACACAGACCUGGUCAGCGCAAGGGACACAACAGAAAACUCAGUUAUCCAGAGAAUGAUCUCCGAACCCAUAUGGUUUGGCCUGAUCAGAGACUCCUGGAAGUGGUCAGACCAAACGAACCUCUCCACUGUUAGCUGGAUGCCUGGAAAACCUGACAAUGCUUUGAGUAAUGAAAAUUGUGGUUAUUUGUACAAUGGUCAGGUCGCUGACGCACAGUGUUCAGACAUUAUGCCUUUCUUCUGUUACUCAGUAAUCACUGGCAAAAAACAAAUCAUUAGAGUGCAGGUCCGGUCUAGUCCGGAUGCGAAUGAUCCUGCAGUAACGGCAGCCACCUUGGAGAAGAUCAAGCAGAAACUAAAGGCUCAUGGGAUGGCAGAGAACACCAGGAUAAAAUGGAGACAACAACCAGAUGGAGUGGUGUUUCACAAGGCGAAAUAACAUAAAUAUAACUCUACAAAAUAAU
Pangasianodon hypophthalmus (striped catfish) is the source of this 1015-nucleotide messenger RNA. RefSeq names its product C-type mannose receptor 2-like. The coding region runs from base 64 to 990 and encodes 308 amino acids. The transcript has 5 exons. NCBI's taxonomy places the organism in Eukaryota, Metazoa, Chordata, Actinopteri, Siluriformes, Pangasiidae. The record is from RefSeq and is a predicted model, not a curated record.